UCUUCAAGGACUUCUGAAAAACAAACUUUCUGGACCAAGAUAUGUAAUGUAGCAGCUGUAAGAAGUCACUAGCUGUAUCUAUCUAUAGUCUCACUCGGCCCCUAUUCUCCCCCACCAAAUCGUAAACAAUGUGGAGACUGAAGAUCGCAGAGGGAGGGAGUCCGUGGCUCCGUACGACGAACGAUCACGUUGGCCGGCAGUUUUGGGAGUUUGAUCCGACGCUAGGCUCCGUUGAGGAGCUCGCCGAAAUCGAGAAGGUUCGCCAGACGUUUCAUGAGAAUCGGUUCGAGAAGAAGCACAGUUCAGAUCUGCUUAUGCGUAUGCAGUUUGCAAAGGAGAGAUCACUCUCUGCUUUCCCACCAAAAGUCAAUAUAAAAGACGCCGAAGAUAUCACUGAUGAUAAAGUAACAAAUGUAUUAAGAAGAGCUAUCGGUUUUCAUUCAACCCUUCAGGCGGAUGACGGACAUUGGCCGGGAGACUAUGGCGGCCCUAUGUUUUUAUUGCCUGGUUUGGUUAUCACUCUAACUAUUACUGGGGCACUGAAUGCAGUCCUAUCUAAAGAGCAUAAACGGGAGAUCUGCCGUUACAUUUACAAUCAUCAGAAUGUAGAUGGUGGAUGGGGUCUACACAUUGAGGGCCAUAGCACCAUGUUCGGUAGUUCCUUGAACUAUGUUACUUUGAGAUUGCUUGGUGAAGGGGCUAACGAUGGUGAAGGAGCAAUGGAGAAAGGGCGGAAAUGGAUUUUGGACCAUGGUGGUGCCACUUAUAUAACAUCCUGGGGGAAAUUCUGGCUUUCCGUACUCGGUGUAUUCGAGUGGUCCGGAAAUAAUCCGAUGCCUCCUGAGAUGUGGAUCCUUCCGUAUUUCCUUCCUGUGCAUCCAGGUAGGAUGUGGUGUCACUGUCGAAUGGUUUACCUGCCUAUGUCAUACUUAUAUGGGAGGAAGUUUGUGGGGCCUAUCACAUCCACAGUUCUAGCCUUGAGAAAGGAACUUUUUACGGUCCCCUAUCAUGACAUAAAUUGGAACGAUGCCCGAAACCUUUGUGCAAAGGAAGAUCUUUACUACCCACACCCACUCGUACAAGACAUACUUUGGGCAACUCUUGACAAGUUUGUGGAGCCUGUUUUAAUGAGAUGGCCUGGGAAGAAGUUGAGAGAGAAGGCUCUUCGCACUGCAAUGGAACAUAUUCAUUAUGAGGAUGAAAAUACUCGUUAUAUAUGCAUAGGACCAGUAAACAAGGUGUUAAAUAUGCUCUGCUGCUGGGCAGAAGACCCGAACUCAGAGGCUUUUAAGUUGCAUCUCCCAAGAAUACCUGAUUUUCUGUGGCUUGCUGAAGAUGGCAUGAAAAUGCAGGGCUAUAAUGGUAGUCAGUUGUGGGAUACUGCAUUCGCCAUACAAGCAAUUAUUGCUACAAACCUCAUUGAAGACUUUGGUCCAACAUUGAAAAAAGGACACAUGUAUAUAAAGAAUUCACAGGUGUUAGAAGACUGCGAUGGUGAUCUCGAUUAUUGGUACCGUCAUAUUUCAAAAGGUGCUUGGCCAUUUUCAACCGCAGACCAUGGUUGGCCCAUUUCAGAUUGUACUGCAGAAGGGCUAAAGGCUGCACUUUUGCUUUCAAAAUUGCCGUCAGAACUUGUUGAUGAGCCAUUGGAUGCAGACCGGCUGUAUGAUGCCGUCAAUGUUAUUCUAUCUUUACAGAACUCAAAUGGUAGUUUUGCAACAUAUGAACUGACAAGAUCCUACAGCUGGUUAGAGUUGGUAAAUCCUGCUGAAACUUUUGGUGACAUUGUUAUCGACUAUCCGUACGUGGAGUGUACCUCUGCUGCAAUUCAAGCUCUGGUGGCAUUUAUGAAAUUGUACCCUGGCCAUAGGAAAGAAGAAGUACAACGUUGCAUUAAUAAAGCUGCUGCUUUCAUCGAAUCAAUCCAAGCAUCAGAUGGUUCAUGGUACGGCUCGUGGGCGGUUUGCUUCACGUAUGGCACGUGGUUCGGGGUCAAAGGGCUAGUGGCUGCUGGAAAGAACUACUCUAACUGCUCUAGCAUUCGCAAGGCUUGUAACUUUUUGUUGUCUAAACAACUUGCUUCCGGCGGAUGGGGAGAGAGCUACCUCUCUUGUCAGAACAAGGUGUAUACCAAUCUUGAGGGAAAUCGGUCGCAUGUGGUAAAUACAGGGUGGGCUAUGUUAGCGCUCAUUGAUGCUGAGCAGGCGAAAAGAGAUCCAAAGCCGUUGCACUCUGCGGCCCGAGUAUUGAUUAAUUCUCAGUUGGAAAAUGGAGAUUUCCCGCAAGAGGAGAUCAUGGGGGUGUUUAACAGGAACUGCAUGAUCACGUAUGCUGCAUACAGAAACAUCUUCCCUAUUUGGGCGUUGGGAGAAUAUCGCUGCCGAGUACUUCAGGCACAAUCUUGAAUUUACCCCAGAUUACGUUGCAAUAUUAGUCAUCCGUUAGUUUUAACCUUUCAGAUGCUAUCCUUUAGUAAAUUCUUUGAACAUUUUGAGCAACUGAACUCUGGUAGUUCCAUAAAGAUGAGAUCUUUUCUGCAUCAGAUAAUGGAUUUAUAUCAUUGCUAUCUUGUUUUUGUUGCUC
Molecule: messenger RNA, 2583 nt
Organism: Helianthus annuus (common sunflower)
Lineage: Eukaryota; Viridiplantae; Streptophyta; Magnoliopsida; Asterales; Asteraceae
Product: cycloartenol Synthase
Exons: 19
Coding region: 129-2405 (758 amino acids)
Biological process (GO): triterpenoid biosynthetic process
Cellular component (GO): lipid droplet
Molecular function (GO): intramolecular transferase activity
Source: RefSeq, a predicted model, not a curated record